Messenger RNA from Closterium sp. Yama58-4, 1380 nucleotides. The record is from the annotation of a GenBank genome assembly. Lineage: Eukaryota; Viridiplantae; Streptophyta; Zygnematophyceae; Desmidiales; Closteriaceae.
AUGUCACGUUCGACCCACGCUCUUCACAGCGCCAUGAACUCCAAACUUCUCGGCCGCCUACCCCCACUCGUCCUAACCCCGCUCGGCCUGAACCCGUCAGCCCUGUUCCCGCUCCUUCUGCUCCUCCUCACCCUUGCCGCGUCACCGCUGCUUCCCGCAGUCGCAUCUUUCGGCGUGAGCAACGACCUCGGUAUGCCAUCGGAGAUGGGCGGUGGCAGUUCCCCAUUAUCCGUGAAAUCCGCAUCUGCAACCGACGGCUCUGAUCGCACGAUCGAUCUCAUGGCGAUGACGGCAGCGGCCGGCACGGGGAAAUCUUCUGGAACAGGAAAAUCAGCCGGCGCAGGGAAGGGUACGGGGACGGGUGCGGGGAAGGAUACGGGGACGGGUGCGGGGAAGGGUACGGGAACGGGUGCGGGGAAAGAUACGGGUACGGGCGUAGGGAAGGGUACGGGGACUGCAGGGAAGGGUACGGGGACGGGCGUUGGGAAAGGUACAGGGAAAGGCGCCGGGACAGGCGCGGGGAAAGGUACAGGGACAGGCGCCGGGACAGGCGCGGGGAAAGGUACGGGGACAGGCACAGGUUCAGGGACUGGCGCGGGGAAAGGAACCGGGACAGGCGCAGGAAAAGGGACGGGUACGGACGCGGCGAAGGGUACCGGGACCGGCGCGGGGAUAGGCGCAGGGAAAGGCACGGGGACAGGCGCAGGGAAAGGCACGGGGACAGGCGCGGGGAAAGGUACGGGGACAGGCGCCGGGAAAGGUACGGGGACUGGUACGGGGAAAGGUACGGGAGGAGGUACGGGGACAGGCACGGGAGGAGGCACGGGGACAGUUGCGGGGGGAGGUACGGGAACGGGAAAGGGAAGCAGUGCAGGCAAGGGGAAGGGGAAAGGGGGGGGAAGCUCAAGGGGCUCCGGAUCUGGGUCAGGGAAAGGAAGUACGGGUGGAGGCUCGGGAACUGGUUCGGGAACGGAUGCUGGAUCUAAAUCCGGGAGGUCGUCGGGGGGUGGCGGAGAUGUGGUCCGCGGAGGGGGGAGCGGAGCGGGGAGUGGGACGGGGAGCGGAGGAGGAAGCGGAGCGGGGAGUGGGACGGGGAGCGGGGGGAACACUGGUGGACAUACGGGAAGCGGGGGGGCGGGAAGUCAGACUGGUAGCGGAGCGUCAGGCGAAGGGACAGGCGGAGGGUCAAGCGGAGCGUCAGGCGGAGGGUCAGGCGGAGGGUCAGGCGGAACGCCGGGCGGAAAGCCAGGGUCUAACCUGACAGUGGAGCAGGAGGCAACUUUGGCAAAAGUGAAUGAGGUUCUGGGGUUUCUGUACGAGCGGAAAUUCACGGGAGUAGCGACGGGCAUCAGAAUGAGCGGUGAGUCACAUCUCAUAUAA